Messenger RNA from Monoraphidium neglectum, 1632 nucleotides. Its product is annotated as Amidinotransferase family protein. The transcript is spliced from 13 exons. NCBI's taxonomy places the organism in Eukaryota, Viridiplantae, Chlorophyta, Chlorophyceae, Sphaeropleales, Selenastraceae. Bases 1 to 1632 code for a protein of 543 amino acids. The record is from RefSeq and is a predicted model, not a curated record.
AUGGACUCUAUGCUCGAAAGCAUCGGCCAGGGGCCCGUGUCCCCAAAGGCGCUCCUGAGCAGCGGGGACCUACCGCAGCUGGAGGCGGCCGCGGCGGCGCUGGCCACCGCGGGCGCGGUGGCGCCGCCGUCACCGGCGGCGGCGGCGGCGGCGGCGGCGGGCAUGCGGCACGUCAGGAGCUUUGUGGACUGCGAGGAGGUGCUGCUGCAGGCGUCACUUGAAGAUCCAAAGCCGACGGCCGCCCCGCAGCCGCGCCGCGCGGACGGCCUGCUUGAGGGCGGGGAGCUGCGGGCGGUCCAGGAGGAUGAGGAUGAGAUGGCACAGGUCGUCAUUGUGUGUGAGCCCGAGGGGUCUUCCCUGAUGAUGGGCGGCCUGCACCCCCGCGGCUCCCUUUUUGAGCGCCCCGUCAACAUCGAGAGCGCCAAGGCCCACCACACCAACUUCAGACAGGCGCGGCGGCGCACCACUCGGGGAGUGCUGCGGGACCACGGCGUGCGCGUGCUGACUGUGCGCGAGAUUCUGGCUCACGGCGUGGAUGAGCACAUGGGGGCGCGGGUGGCGCUAGAGGACUUGGCUAUGGCCACACUCACAUACCAGGUGGGGUCCCCCGGGGUAGAGGGGGUUGUUGGGAGUAGGGGCGCGGCGGUGCGGUGCCGCGGCUGCGUAGGGGAUGAUGAGGCAGCGGUGCUGCCUGGCGGCUGCUCCUUGUGUGAGGUGGCUGAAGCUGACCGGCGCUACCUGGCAGACAGCUAUAAGAGGGAGGUCAUCGAGCACAUGAGCGUCACCCAGCUGAUCGACAUAAUCCUCAUCAACCCGACGGUGACGCUGACGCCCUCGGGGCGCGACACCGGGCUGACGGCCUCAUACACGUUUGAGCCCAUGUCAAAUCUGGUGUACACGCGCGACCAGCAGAUCACGACGUGCCGUGGCAUCGUGAUGGGGAGGCUGCGCAGCCAGCAGCGGUUCAGGGAGGUGGAGCUCAUGAGGUUCUGCUUCGACAAGCUGGGGCUGCCCAUCAUCGGCCAGAUCGAGGCCCCCGGAUUCUUGGAGGGCGGAGACUUUUUCCCCUUGGGCCGCGACCUGGCGAUGGUUGGGGUCGGCCUGCGCAGCAACGUCGAGGCUGCCCAGCAGCUGAUGGAGCGGGACCUGCUGGGCACCAGGCGGCUGGCCGUGGUGAGGGAUGACUACGAUAGGCACCAGGACCGGAUGCACCUGGACUGCGUCUUCAGCGCCCUGGGGGGCAGCUGCUGCCUCAUGCUGGAGGAGAUCAUGGGCGAGAGCUCGCCCAUGCGGCGCCUGGUGGACGAGUACUGCAGGGACCCCGUCACGGGGCGGUACCGCCUCGCCAGGACCGCCGUCGAGUUUGCGUCCUUUAUGGCUGCCGAGGGCUACUCCAUAAUCCCGAUCAGCGCCCCCCACCAGCUGGCAUACGCCUGCAACGUGCUGAACCUCGGACGCAGCCGCAUCGUCAGCGUGCACGCGCCGAGCGCGCGGCAAAUCAUCAAUCAUCCAAGGUUCAAGGGGGACGUGCGGGUCAUUGACUUUAGCAGUAUCACCAGCAUGUACGGCGCCGCCCACUGUGCCAGCCAGGUCGUCAUGCGCGUGCCCGCGCACCUAGCCAACCGAGUGUGA